AUGGGUCAACAUUACCCAAGUCACGUGGUGACCUACUUAACAGCCUUCGGGAUGGAACUCGGAUGGAUUAUAGAAGCAGAAGAUAAGUUACCUUCACCGGCGUACAUCUUAACUGCCGGAUACUUCUGCACGUUCUUAGUCUCGUUGUUCCUUUUGGUGGGUCUGAUGCUUAAACAUUGUAAAUAUCUCCUCAUAUGGUUGAUAGUGAUGUUAGCCUUCUUCUUCCCAGAAUGUGGCCUUGUUCUAUAUAUGAGCCUUUAUUAUUGGGACUUAGGAACUCCGUACGGUUUAGCCGAAUUCGUAUUCUACGUCUGCAGAGCUGUACUUAAUGUUUUGUGCGUGGUUUGUAUCCAUCUUUUAUACGGAAGUUGGAGGAAGGAGAAGAGAACGCUUCACAGAUUGGAAAACUUUCAAGUCGGAACUAUAUAUAGUCAUUUAAGCUCUGUUUCGUGCGGAAAGGAGAACAAUAGCUCAGGUAACGAUUACCUGUACAGGUGCGCUAUACAGGAUGAUCCAAAUAAACGAAUCAACAGAAGUCUAUCUCUAGAUUCUUCGUACCUUAAAGACGUUAAACAUAACUGGAAUACUUGUAGACAAAUGGAGGCCUUGUAUGGACAAUUUCAUGGACACAAGAGCGAAUUCGACGUUGCUACCUUUAAUCAAUAUCUAGCAUGGCAAAUGAACUGUCCAACUUCCAUUUAUGGCACCAUCAGGUGUAGGGAUAGGUUAUCAGAUCUAGAAUUGAAUAAUAGGAGGAGACGUAGCGUUGCCCUUUAUGGCACCGUUAAUGGUUUGUACAAACCUCCUCAAAGGAAAUUACUAAAGAAAUCAAAAUCUUUGGGUGAUUUAACCAUCGAUCAUUGCAUCCUCGAGAAGUUGAAUCAAUCUUCUUUCACCUACCUACACCGUCCGAGUUCUCUCGUUAUUGAAGAAUCAGAUAACGAUUCGCUACAGAAUAUAAGCGACGUGGCGUUAUAACGGAACUUCGUU
Messenger RNA from Centruroides sculpturatus (bark scorpion), 990 nucleotides. RefSeq lists its product as uncharacterized. Lineage: Eukaryota; Metazoa; Arthropoda; Arachnida; Scorpiones; Buthidae. The record is from RefSeq and is a predicted model, not a curated record. The transcript has 7 exons. The coding region runs from base 1 to 978 and encodes 325 amino acids.